Molecule: messenger RNA, 2472 nt
Organism: Jatropha curcas
Lineage: Eukaryota; Viridiplantae; Streptophyta; Magnoliopsida; Malpighiales; Euphorbiaceae
Gene: KU70
Product: ATP-dependent DNA helicase 2 subunit Ku70-like protein
Biological process (GO): telomere maintenance; double-strand break repair via nonhomologous end joining
Cellular component (GO): Ku70:Ku80 complex; nucleus
Molecular function (GO): double-stranded DNA binding; damaged DNA binding; DNA helicase activity
Source: RefSeq, a predicted model, not a curated record
UUUCAGUCUUCCAGUUUUUUAAAUAAUGAGGCGGGUGGACUAGCGAGAAACUCAGAACGGUACUUCUCUCCCUCUUUAUCUGUCUCUCUCUGUCUCGAGUGAAUAACUUAGUUUCUCUCCCUCUUCACUCUCGAUAAUGGAGUUGGACCCUGACGACAUCUUCAAAGACGAGGAAGACGACUCCGAUUCUGAGUUUUAUCAGCAAAGGGAAACCUCCAAAGAGUUUGUGGUCUACCUCGUCGAUGCUUCUCCCAAAAUGUUUAGCACGACUUGCCCUGGCGAAGACCAAAAGGAAGAAACUCAUUUCCACAUUGCUGUGAGUUGUAUUUCACAGUCUUUGAAGACUCAAAUCAUUAACAGAUCAUAUGAUGAAGUUGCAAUCGUCUUUUUCAACACUAGGCAAAAGAGGAAUUUGCAGGAUCUAAGUGGUGUCUUUGUAUUUAAUGUUGCUGAAAGAGAGUAUCUGGACAGACCAACUGCUAGGCUUAUAAAAGAUUUUGACUGCAUAGAGGAAUCAUUUUUGAAAGAAAUUGGCAGUCAGUAUGGCAUUGUGUCUGGGUCUCGGGAGAAUUCCCUUUACAAUGCCCUUUGGGUAGCACAAGCAAUUUUGCGUAAAGGAUCUGCAAAAACUGCUGAUAAGCGGAUACUCUUGUUUACAAAUGAAGAUGAUCCUUUUGGGAGUAUGAAGGGUGCAGCAAAAACAGAUAUGACAAGAACCACAUUGCAGCGAGCUAAGGAUGCACAAGACCUUGGCAUUUCAAUCGAACUUCUCCCCUUAAGCCGGCCUGAUGAGGAGUUCAAUGUUUCACUCUUCUAUGCUGAAUUGAUUGGAUUGGGAGGUGAUGAUGUUGAUCAAUUUAUGCCCUUGGCAGGACAAAAAUUGGAAGAUAUGAAAGAUCAGCUGAGAAAACGAAUGUUUACAAAGCGCAUAGUAAGAAAAAUUACCUUGUUAAUUGCAAAUGGGUUGUCAAUUAACCUGAGUACAUAUGCUUUGAUACGUCCAACUACACAGGGGCCAAUUACAUGGCUUGAUUCUGUAACCAAUCGUCCUUUAAAGACGGAAAGAUCUUUCAUAUGUGCGGAUACGGGUGCAUUGAUGCAUAAACCUGCAAAGCUCACUCAGUGUUACAAAAAUGAGAAUAUCAAGUUCUCUGUGGAGGAGCUGUCACAGAUAAAAAGAGUUUCAACCGGACAUCUUCAUCUUCUUGGAUUCAAGCCAUUAAGCUACUUAAAAGAUUAUCACAACCUGAGGCCUUCGACAUUUGUAUUUCCUAGUGACAAGGAAGUUAUUGGUAGCACUCGCAUUUUCAUUGCUUUGCAUAGAUCCAUGUUGCGGCUUAAACGGUUUGCUGUUGCAUUUUAUGGCAGUUCAUCCCAUCCCCGAUUGGUUGCCCUUGUUGCACAAGAUGAGAUUCUUAAUGCUGGUGGUCAGGUUGAGCCACCAGGAAUGCAUAUGAUAUUUCUUCCAUAUUCUGAUGAUGUUAGAGACAUUGAAGAGUUUCAUUCAGAGUCUAGUGAGGUACCUCGUGCAACUGAUGAGCAAAUUAAGAAGGCUGCUGCUUUAAUUAAACGAAUUGACUUGAGAGAUUUUUCAGUAUGCCAAUUUGCUAACCCCGCAUUGCAGAGACACUAUGCAAUGUUGCAAGCACUUGCUCUAGGAGAAGAUGAGAUGCCAGAAAGCAAAGAUGAAACACUUCCUGAUGAGGAAGGAAUGACAAGACCAGGAGUUGUUAAGGCAAUAGAAGAAUUCAAACUUUCUGUUUAUGGUGAUAACUAUGAUGAGGAAUGCAACUUUGCUGGCAAUGGCAAAGGAAAUGAGGCCUCUAGAAAAAGGAAAGCAGCAGCUGAAAAUGCUGGGAAUGAGUAUGCAAAGUAUGACUGGGCUGAACUUGCUGACAAUGGAAAGUUGAAAGACUUGACAGUAGCGGAUUUGAAGAUUUACUUGACAGCGAACAGCCUUCCGGUUGCUGGUAAGAAGGAAGCCUUGAUCAGUAGAAUACUAACUCACAUGGGGAAAUGAGUGAGAUGAGACUAACAGUGAAACACCUUCAUUUCUUCCCGAACCAAUGGGAUUUGCUUGUCUGCAAAACGAUAUUAUGUGGUAAGUGCUUACAAAACUUUAUUUUGUGUAGAAAUAGCUGGUUUAAUGUAUAGAAUUACAAAAGUAAAAUUUUGCUUCAGCCUUUCUUUCUUUUCUUUUUAACUUUUUUGAGAAAGAGAAUAAGAGUUGUUCGAGGAAAGAGAGAUUACAUCUUGUUGCAUUAGGUUCUUCGACUACGGAGACAAUGCUAGUAUUUGCCUAUCCGUAUGCCCCAAUUUGCUGUACCUCUAACUUGAGAGAACAAGAGUGGCGAGAGAACAAGAGUGGCGACCCCAGCGAGGAAAACUAUUCAUAAUAUUUAGUUGUGUUGGACGACAGUUUUUUAAUUAAUUUUUAGUGUUUUGACUAGUUAAAAUAUUAAACAUUAUUUA